AACACAUGGUCAGUUCGUUUUAAAAAUCGAAGUGAACAGACCAAAACAAAUAUCUCAACAAUAUUUCAAUCCAAAAAAGUAUAUAAGGAAUUUGGAGCCAUGAAUUGCAUAUCCCUUAAGCGUUCACUACCUUUGGAGGACGAUCCGCAGGACACUUUUUCCGCAAAACGAAGACGCCAGGAGAGGAAAUCAACAAAAUUACCAGAUAUAAAUGACCCAAAUGGAAUAAAAAGCACAUCCCUAAAGCGCCGCCUAUCUUUCGAGGACGAUUCGACUAUAUUUUUUCAGGCAAAACGAGAGUGCAAUCCAAAAGCUACACCCAAAAAGGACAAGCAUUCAAUGGUUCCAAACGAUUUUUUAAAAGGCUUACCCGUACUGCUGGAUACCGAUUCAAGUGAUUCGGAAGUUGAGUUCCAGUCAUCGCAGAUCGAUACGACAAAGAAGAUCACUAAAGAUAAUACAAAUCUAUUUAGCUUUCAACAAUUGAAGUCCAUUUGCGCCGGAAUGAUGAAGCAAUGCGAAGACAGAGUUCGGGAGGAAUAUGAAGUGGCUUUGACCCAGCAAAUGGCAGAGCAAUAUGAUACAUUUAUCAAGUUCACCCACGAUCAGAUGCAGCGAGAAAAUGGAAUAAGUACCAGUUAUUUGACAUGAUUGUCUAAAAAUGUUGAUCGAUUUUUAAGUUGUGUGCAAAUUUGUUAAUGAAAUUAUUUAUGUUAAUAAAAG
This is a messenger RNA of Drosophila subpulchrella, 723 nucleotides long. RefSeq names its product akirin. Gene Ontology annotation, biological process: positive regulation of innate immune response; positive regulation of transcription by RNA polymerase II. Gene Ontology annotation, cellular component: nucleus; chromatin. The record is from RefSeq and is a predicted model, not a curated record. Gene Ontology annotation, molecular function: transcription coregulator activity. Bases 100 to 651 code for a protein of 183 amino acids. The transcript has a single exon. NCBI's taxonomy places the organism in Eukaryota, Metazoa, Arthropoda, Insecta, Diptera, Drosophilidae.